This is a messenger RNA of Passer montanus (Eurasian tree sparrow), 5658 nucleotides long. It is a transcript of the gene MICALCL, whose product is annotated as MICAL C-terminal like. The record is from RefSeq and is a predicted model, not a curated record. The coding region runs from base 276 to 2621 and encodes 781 amino acids. NCBI's taxonomy places the organism in Eukaryota, Metazoa, Chordata, Aves, Passeriformes, Passeridae. The transcript is spliced from 12 exons.
CAGCAGGGAGGGUGAGCCCUCUGCCAGCCCUGGGUGCCAGGCACCCACACCCCGCUGACCAGAGCAGCACUCUGGAUUUUGGUGGUGCCUUUCACCAGAAAGCCCUGUGCCAGUCCUGAGUGGCUGGGGCUGUUUUGGGCUGCUGCCUGCCCGUGGCUGGUGAGCCCAGCUCCCCCAAGAAGGCGAGGAGCACCCCUGAGCAGCAGGAGCUGGAGCGCUGGUUGUCACCCCCUUCCCCCGAGUGGGCCAUCGUGAGGGUGAUCCCCGAGGAGGAGAUGGCCGAGCACAACCUCCUCGCCGUUCGAGUCAUGGUCACCAGCGAUGCCAGCAGCUCUGAGCUGGAGUCUGAGUUCAACGGGGACUCCUCGAACUCGGAGGCGAGCGAAGGCCAGAGCUGGCUGCCGGCGCCGCCCGCCUGCUCCAGCCCCAUCCAGAGGUGGGCAUCGCUCCUCAGGAGCCCCGUGGUGCCCGAGGAAAGCUCCAGAACAUCCAAAGUCGCUGAUGCACUCCAGAGAGCCAACAGUUUUCAGUCCACGGCGUUAAAUAAAUAUCAGAAUUGGAGGAGAAAAAUCCAAACCAGCUUUCCUCUGCUGUCAAGCAAGAAACCUGGGCUACACGGGAAGGACAGCUCAGGCAGCUGCCAGAGUGGUGCUGCAGAGGAGCACUCCCAAACACAGUUGGCCUCUUACAACAAGCCACCAGAAAUUCCAAGAGGACAUUGCAAACCCUGCAGCCCAGUAUUUCAAAGAAAAGAAAGAGCCAGGGAGAAUCCUGAAGACACACAUUGCUAUGUUCCCCACUGUCCUUUUCAGAGCAGCACCACGGGUUCUCCACAGGCCCCUCUUGGGAAUGCUGAUUUUUAUGAGCCUGAAGACACAGACAGUGACACUGGGACAUGCUCAGCCUGGGACUGGAAGGACAAAACACGAAGACACACCUCUGAACCAGAGCACUUUAACAGGAAGGCAAAAGCACUGUCAUCUCUGGAUUCGAAAGAGAAAGAUGGCAAAAAUACCAGGCACCCAGAAGAAAAGCUUGAGCAAGAAUUAAAGGAGGCAAAACAGAGGCUGGGGCUUCGUACUCAGCAGCAGCCCUUGCAUGGCUCUAACAGGUCAGAGCCAGGUGGGAGCAGUGCAGGGUGUGGAAACAGCAGAGCCCCGUGGGCUCUGAAGAAAAAGGAUGCUGGCUGGAGGGAAGAAGGGUUCAAACACUCUGCUUGUCCUGGGCCUCUCUCAUUUGCAGGUGGUGCUCCACCAGCUUCACCAGUGGACACAAAGGGUGCUCUGAGGAUUCCAGAUGUGGUUUCCAGGGAGCAUGCAACCACCCAGCCAAAGUCCCCGCUGAGGCUCAUAGCCAAUGCUAUCAAAAGGUCCAUUUGGGAGCCUCUAACCUCAGCUCCAGAAGGAUUAAAGCAGGACUUGGACAGCAAAGUCAAAGCCUCCUCAGAACAAGCCUUCUUCAGCUUCCCCAGCACUCCUGGGUAUUCCCUGAGCCAAAGGAACAGGAACAACAAUAACACUCAGUCACAGGACCCUAAAAUAACGGAGUGGGCAGGAAAAUAUGUAGGAGAUGGGAGCCCUUACGCAAAUCAAUCUCAUUCUUCUGUGGGUUCAGAAGGGACAUCUCUAAGGGAUUACAGGGAGGAGGUAUCCUUCACACCCCACAGGCCUUCCAAGACAGCCCAUGUGCCUCAGAAAUCAGCUUGCACUAGGAUGGAGGAAGUCCCAGGACUCCUAGAAAAGUUUACCUUUGAAGACAGUCCUCUAGGGACUCCCAUGGAUGAAAUAUAUAUUCAUGAGAAAAAGUCCACUCUUCUUUCAUCUCCAGAGCCCAAGGACAGUGUGAAGGACUCUGCACAGAAAGGGUCACUCUUCAAUAGACUGAGAAGCAAAGCUCAUGAAAGGGAACGGAAUUCCUUGGUGUCAUCUCUGCCUGUCAUUAAGGACCAUUCUCCAGAGAGGUUGUGUUAUCCUUUCACAGGAUAUGAACACCUACCUGUCAGAAAACAAGGUACUGAGUAUUCUACUUCAUCCUCUGAUGAGGAAUUUGAAUCCAAGCCUUCAUUAACACACAAGGCAAAAAGGGCUCUCAGAAGGAGAAGGAAGCUGGAGAAGGAGACAAAGCAGUUGAUUAAACAAGAGGAGCUGAAGAGGCUUCACAAAGCACAGGCAAUCCAGCGCCAGCUAGAAGAACUGGAGGAAAGACAAAGAACUUUGGAGAUUUUUGGUGUCAAACUGGAGAAAGAACUAAGAGGAGAAGCAGAUUCAGGCACAAAGGAUGAAAAUCAGAUGCUACAUGAAUGGUUUGAGCUGGUCAUGGAGAAGAAUAAAUUAAUGCGUUAUGAGUCUGAGCUCCUGAUUAUAGCCCAAGAGCUGGAAUUGGAGGACCACCAAAGCAGGCUGGAACAAAAGCUGAGGGAGAAAAUGGCCAUUGAUGACAGCCUUAAAGAUGAGAUGGAUCUGAACGAGGAAGAUGAAAUUUUUACGGAGAUGAUGAGAGUGGUUGAAGAAAGGGACAGACUCGUAUGUGCCUUAGAAGAGCAGAGAGUGAAAGAAAGAGCAGAAGACCAGCACUUUGAAAGCCUUAUUUUAUCUACAGGUUAUCAGCUGAGCAGGAUUUAAACAGCCACAUGCAAAUAAACAUCCUUUCAGCAGUAUUCCCUGUCACGGAGAUACACUCUUCUGGAAAAUGAAGGAAUUCAAAUUUAAAAUCAACUUAUUUGGGAAGCAGGUCAUUUUGUUAUCAAAAGCUUUAAAGCAGGUCUUUUGCUUAGACCAGAGACAGUUAUUUCACUGUCAGCUCAAAGGAUCACUGGGAUACAGAUUUGGACUGAAUGUGCCUGUCUGACAGGCACCAGGGUCUGUGAAAGGGAAAUCAGAGCUCCAUUAUUCUCUUGGAAUUUUAUUUUAAUGCUGAGAGUAGAAUUUCUGAGGAACAUGAUGACAUCAUUUAGUAUUUCUGAGACAGCCUUACUUUCCAUCUGUUUGUCUGGAUCUCUGUGUGGCUUUGUUAAUAUUUUGGCACAGCCGAGCCAUGGUCAGCUAUAGAAAAGUCAGAAAAUGAGCAUCUCAUGAAAAUAGGGUUAGUUGUUAUUUCUGGUGGAGGAAGAGUCGUUUUACUAAUAACUACAUAUAAGCACUUACUAAAACUACUGUAAAUGCAAUGUCAGAAAUUAAUUUUUCAGGUAUUUAUGAGUUUUAUUGCACUGUGUAUUUUUGAACAAGAAUUUAAAGCAAUAUUAAAUCCCUGCAUUUUGUAAAAUGGUAAGGGAUUAUCAAAGGGUGACUAUCCUUACAGCUGUUACAUGCUCAAAAAAGUUUCUGUUUAUCAGAGAUUAAGGUCUUUAAAAUAAGAUAAAAGAUCAUUUAAAAGUAGUAAUUCAGACCCAACUGGACUAUAGGGCAGACUUUACUAGGGCAUACUUUACAAUUUCUUCAUAAAAUACAUCACAAAUUGUAUUGUUGGGUGUGAUAAAUGGUAUAGCAGUUAAAGACCUCCCCAACAAUCAUCCCAUAAAAGGACUGCAAAAAAUGCUGAGUUGUUAAUAUCAACAUUCAAUGGAAAAUAUUGUGAGUGUAUUUAAAUUACAUUUAUCCUGCUGCUUGAGAAUAUAUGCCUUUUUUUUGCCUAAAGGGACCAUCUCCUAUCUUUUUUGUAGAUUCAUUUGUAGAUAUUGGCAAAAAAGCAUGCAGAUAUUCUCCUAAUUUAAGUAACUUCUUAAAUCUGAGAUAAUUCUGCAAUUUAAGAUUGGUAAUAUUCCCAACUGUAUGUGUGAUGCACUAGAUUUUCAAACUGGAAAAAAACAAGGGGAAACUGAAAAACUGGGUUUUUGGGGUUUUUUUGAAUAUAAUUUUACCUCAUGCUCUGAAAAGAUUUGAUGUUCUCAUUAUUUUGUGAAUGGUGCUAAUUUGCAGCAUCUGCCUGUGGUACAGCCAAAGAUGGAAGCAUUCCUGUCAAAAAAGCUUUAAACUGAAAAACCUCUUAGUGAGUACUGGUAAAGUAACAGACACACUGGGUCCUGUCACAAUAAUUUUUGAGUUAUCUUCAGAGUUGGUUUGUUGUUGUUUUGUUGGGGUUUUUUGUUUUUGGUUUUUUUGUUUCUGUAUUGGAAGAAAUUUGAAAUACCCUUUCUAAAGGUAAAAGCAAGUUUUUGCUAUUGGUCACAGAUAAAUAAUAUACCUCUGUUGGUUCAAGCUUUAUACUAUUGCUCUGCAAUAUUUAUUUAUAUCUAUUUAUUAGACUGUUUAGAGAGGGUAAGAGUGUCUGGUUACAUUUUACAGUUUGGAUGUUCUCUGAUUUUGAUUGAAAAAUGUAUAUUUCUAACAGCUGUGUACAGCAAGACUGUGCAUUGUGGAGUAGACAGCUUUAUAGAUUUGGUACUUAAUUAGCAAUAAAAUAUGAAUUAAGAUUUUAAACAAUAUUCUCAGUGACCGUAACUUGAAGGGAUACCUUUAAAACACAGCAUUCAGGGCUUUAACUUAUAUUUUGUCUUCCAUCACAGCGAAAAGACAUAGAAGAAAUCCUUAAAUAUGUUACAAAAUAAGCACCAGACUUUUUUCCCCCCCCUCUCAUUCAUAGGCUAAGCAUACCUGAUCUUCAGAUGACAUUUUUACUGAGAUGGAUUGCAGUGAUUGAUUUUUUAAACUAAAACUCUAUUACUUAAGACUGACACAAAGUAGGAGAGGCAGAGCAGAAAUAAAUAUCUUAAUUUUCUCUGUUGAGAUCUGCUGGUAUUUCCAGUAUGGCAGAGGAAAUUUCUGGGUUUUAUCACUGUCCCCAAUCCUCCCUCAUGCAGUCCUGUAGAAAAAGACAGCCUAGGAAAUGUCAUAGUUUUCUGUGAAAGUCAUAAUGAUUUCAAGGUAUUUUUAAGAAGUUUGAAAGCAAAAUUCUUAGACCUUUGCACAGAAUUCUGCAGAAAUCUCCAGUUAUAUCAAAGAUUGGUUUUCUCAUCUCACUUUUACAAUUAAGAAGUCCAUUCACAAUAGUGUUGCUGUUGCAAAUAAGCCCUGAGAUUUCAGUUUACAGCAGAUGGAUACCUGUUCAGCUCUAAAACCAAACUCCAAAGGGUGCUUUCCCUAGAGCUUCAAAGAUUUGCAUUCUUGAGAGUAUCAGAGUCUACAGAAGCUGAGGGCCAUCAGAACUUUAUGGACAUCAAAAAAUAUUCUUUGCUAAAGAAGCACUUUUCUGGAUGCCCUGUGGUUGUUACACAUGUUCUGCCCAAAACUGGCUGCUCUUGGGUGGAAAAACCUGUCAGGCUACUGCUGCCCUGCCUGAUAUUAAGUACCUCACAAGAUUAAAUCCAAAAAUAAACUGUGCAAGUGAUUUAGAAAAUCAUAAACGCCUAAGUCAUUUAAAGCAGGUCUUUGUGUAUUGUGAGAGUAGAGAAGGGGGUUAAAAAAAGAGAAAAGCUAUGUGCACUGUUCUCAGGUCAAUUUCAUAUGGUUGGCUUCUACUAGAAAUGUAUUUAAACACUGGUUUGGUUAUCAGUUUUCUUGCUGCUCAAUAUUUUCUGUAACUUGGCUCACUAAUUUAUAACAGUUUUAUUCAUUUUUAAGUUCAUGGCACUGUUAUUUUGGGGUAUAAUGUGAUGUGCUGGAAUGUACUGACUGUGUCUAAAUGGGUUGGUUGUGAGAAAUUAUCUAUUUGAAAGAAUAAAAU